AUGGUUGAAAAUACCGACGUUGAACUUUCAGAAGCGGAAGCAGAACAAUAUGAUCGCCAGAUUCGUUUGUGGGGAUUGGAAUCACAGAAAAGAUUACGUGCCUCCAAAGUGCUGAUCAUUGGUUUAUCCGGCUUAGGUGCUGAAACCGCGAAAAAUAUAAUUUUAUCAGGCGUCAAGAGCGUGUGUUUACUUGAUAAUGAGAAGCUUAAAGAAAUUGAUUUGUACUCUCAAUUCUUGGCACCUCCAGAUAAGAUCGGGGAAAACAGAGCUGAAGCUUCAUUGCAAAGAGCGCGGGCAUUAAACCCCAUGGUAGAAGUAUCUUCAGAGACUCGAGCUGUCGACAACUUACCCGAUGAAUAUUUUACUACUUUUGACAUAGUUUGUGCUACCGGAUUAAAGCAGGAGCAAUUGGAGCGUAUCAACAACGUAUGCCGUGACAAUAACAAGAAAUUCCUAUGUGGCGAUGUUUGGGGAAUGUUUGGCUAUAUGUUCGCUGACCUCGUCGACCAUGAGUAUUCCGAAGAGAUUGUGCAACACAAAGCCGUGAAACGUGGCCCAGACGACAACGAAAAAAAUGCACGAGAAACCGUUAGUAUCACAGUGAAGCGACGCGCUAUUUAUGUGCCGCUUCAAAAUGCACUUUCUGCUGACUGGAGGAAACCAGAGUUACGUUCGAGACUACGACGCGGAGACCCUUCUUACUUCGUCCUUAAAAUUCUGCUUAGAUUUAGAGAUGAGCAAAACAGAAACCCUGACCCAGCUAAGAGAAAAUCAGAUACUGAAACAUUAUUCCGUAUGCGAGAUGAGCUUGUGAAGGAAUUGUCACUGCCUUCUGGAUUCAUCAGUGAUGAACUUCUUACUGAUGUAUAUGGUGUUGUUGCUGGUGCAGCUGCAGUUGUCGGAGGUGUCAUUGGCCAAGAGGUUGUAAAGGCUGUGAGCCAAAGGGAACCACCACACAACAAUAUGUUUUUCUUUAAUCCUGUGAAAUGUGUUGGCUUUGUAGAACUAUAUGGUCAAUGA
Chilo suppressalis (striped riceborer) is the source of this 1020-nucleotide messenger RNA. The record is from the annotation of a GenBank genome assembly. Lineage: Eukaryota; Metazoa; Arthropoda; Insecta; Lepidoptera; Crambidae.